AAUGGGAGAACUACAUACAUAUUCUCUCAUCCACCAUUAUUAUAUAUCCUUUUUUGAUAUUUAUAUUCAUUUUGAUUAGACUUAUCCCAAUUCCCAAACCCAAAACUCCCCAAAUGUUCUCCUCCGUAUACAUAGCCUUUCUUUCAAUUCUCACCGGUUUUCUCUUUUACUUAAUCCACUUCCGAUGGAGAGCAGCGCCGGAUAAAAUUCACCCGAAACUUCCGCCGGGUCCACGUGGCCUUCCUAUAAUUGGCAAUCUCCACAUGUUAGGUACCCUCCCUCAUCGUACCUUAUACGAUCUAUCCAAACGUUAUGGUCCAAUAAUUUUCUUGAAGCUCGAGAAUGUCCCAACGGUGGUGGUCUCAACCCCGGAAACCGCGGGGCUGAUACUGAAGACACACGAUGCCGUUUUCGCUAGCCGGCAAAAGCUCAAGGCGGUGAAUUACAUAAGUGAUGGUGAUAAGGGGUUAGCUUUUGCACCUUAUGGGCCACAAUGGCAUAAUGCUCGGAAAUUCUGCACACAAGAACUGCUCACAGCUCAGAAAAUCGGGUUGUUUGGUGGGAUGAGGAAAGAGGAAAUUGGGUCUUUAGUGCAGUAUUUAAAGGUGGGUGGUGAAGUGGUGGAUAUUGGUGAAAAGAUUGGUGAUUUGAUUGGGAAAAUGACGUAUAGAAUGUUAUUUGGGGAUGAUGGGAAUAGUGAUAGAUUUGAUUUGAAGAGUAUAGUUCAUGAGAUGGUGCGGUUGUUUGGACAAUUUAAUAUUGCUGAUUAUGUGCCUUUUCUUGAGCCAUUUGAUAUUCAGUUGAAAGAAACUGGCAAGACUGUUCAAGAAAUAUUUGAUACCAUAAUCAAUGAGCAUGAACAAGAUGCUAGGAAUUACACUCACAAGAGCAGCAAGGAUCUUGUCGAUGUCAUGUUGUCAUCUCAAGAUGGUUCGAAAGCCCACUCGAUUGACCGUGCAACCAUGAUAGCUAUCCUUUCUGACAUGAUCGUUGGAGCCAUUGAUACUUCACACACUUGGAUAGAAUGGGUAUUUGCAGAAAUUGUUAAGCAUCCAAAAGUAAUGAACCGACUCCAAGACGAGUUAACAUCUAUAGUAGGACUGGAUAGAAUGGUUGAGGAGGAAGAUUUGCCUAAGUUGGAAUACUUAGAACUGGUGCUCAAGGAAACUUUCAGGUUACAUCCUGUGGCGACUCUUUUAGUUCCUCGAGAAUCAAUGGAAGACGUUGUCAUAAAUGAAUGUUACAUACCAAGAGGAUCACGAGUUAUGAUAAAUUGUUGGGCGUUAGGGCAUGAUCCUAAGAUAUGGUCGGACAACGUUGAGGAAUUUGUUCCUGAGAGGUUUAUUGGCAAGAACAUCGAUCUUCAUGGACGUGAUUUUCAUUUGCUACCAUUUGGAUAUGGAAGAAGAAGUUGUCCAGGAAUGAAUCUGGGGUUGAUUAUUGUGAAGUUGAUAGUUGCACAAUUAGUUCAUUGCUUCAAUUGGGAUUUGCCUGAUGGGAUGUUGCCUGGUGAUUUGGACAUGACUGAAAAGUUUGGCUUGGCAGCUCCAAGAGCUCAGAAUUUACUUGUUAUUCCCACUUACCGUCUACUCCGUUAACAGUUAAGAGAGAGAUUAACCUGAGCUUAUUUCUAGAGGGUUAAUUAAACUGGAAAAGCUGCAACAUCCUUCUUUUUAAUUUAAAUAUCAUAGAUUGUAAUAUAAUAAGCAAAUUUUCUGUUUAAGUAUCACGAAGGUUAGGCUUAAGGUUCUCCUGCUUGUUGUA
Lycium barbarum (goji berry) is the source of this 1764-nucleotide messenger RNA. Its product is annotated as cytochrome P450 CYP736A12-like. Gene Ontology annotation, molecular function: monooxygenase activity; oxidoreductase activity, acting on paired donors, with incorporation or reduction of molecular oxygen; iron ion binding. NCBI's taxonomy places the organism in Eukaryota, Viridiplantae, Streptophyta, Magnoliopsida, Solanales, Solanaceae. The record is from RefSeq and is a predicted model, not a curated record. The coding region runs from base 114 to 1598 and encodes 494 amino acids. The transcript has 3 exons.